This is a messenger RNA of Mirounga angustirostris (Northern elephant seal), 6337 nucleotides long. It is a transcript of the gene LPIN1, whose product is annotated as lipin 1. Gene Ontology annotation, molecular function: transcription coactivator activity; phosphatidate phosphatase activity. The record is from RefSeq and is a predicted model, not a curated record. Bases 964 to 3750 code for a protein of 928 amino acids. The transcript is spliced from 21 exons. Gene Ontology annotation, biological process: triglyceride biosynthetic process; cellular response to insulin stimulus; fatty acid catabolic process. Gene Ontology annotation, cellular component: mitochondrial outer membrane; nucleus. Lineage: Eukaryota; Metazoa; Chordata; Mammalia; Carnivora; Phocidae.
AGUCCCUGCGGUGCGCCCGGAACUUUUAUGAAAAUGUUCCCGGGGCAUAGGAUUCUUGCUCUGCAGUGGAGGAAACUGAGGCCCAGGGAGGCUGACCAACGUGACCAAGGUCACACAGCUGCUGGGUGGCAGAUUGACCAGGGUUGGAAUCCGGUUCUCAGAUUACUGUGUGGUUCCUCCUCUGUCAGGCCUCCGUGCCUCUUUCCUGCGGCCCAGUGGGUGCUAGGCCUGGUUAGUUCCAUCACAUGCCCCUGCAAAGAAUUUUAUUUUGGGGAAGGCCAGGAAAAUGUAGGAUGCAAAGCAGUGGUUUGGAAAUAAGUCUAAGUGCCUUAGCGCUGCAGUGUAGGUAACUGGCAGCUAAUUUAUAUGGAGAGUAGUCGCAGGAGAAAGCAGAUGUCAACCCCAUGUUUGACCACCAAACAGGAAACUUGAGCUAAAAAACCCGGCAGAUUAACUCAAGAGAGUUUUUUAGCACCCAAUAGUAUCCCCAGGAUAGUAGGAGUAUUUUGGAAAAGAUGAGAACUUGUAACAGUUUUUUUUUUAAUCUGAGGAAUGGCAUGAUGAUUGUGAAAUUUACUAUUUAUCUGCUUUUCUAUAAUUUGGGUCCUAUGAAUUAAAGUAAGCAAUUGAGGAAUGGGUAGUAAUUGAGAAAUAAACACACACUCCACCACCCCCCCCCGAAUGUUGGAAGAACUAAGAGUUUGUUUUAUGGUUCUGUAUUUUGAUAAUUCUUCAUAUUUGUCAACAUUUGUCUUAUUAUCCAGCCUUUUUGUUUAUGGAUGUGUGUUUUGGAGCUUUUCUUCCUGUUUGUAUGUAGGGCUGUGUAGUGUUGUGGAGCUGGGCCUGGCCAGAGCCUUGAACCUGAACUUCGUGGGUCGUGCCCGAACCUUGAACCGAACUUAGCUCUGCCUGAGCUUGCUGGAGGCCCCUGCGCAAGUGUGCUCCCCAUCUCAGACUCAAACCAUGAAUUACGUGGGGCAGUUGGCAGGCCAGGUGUUUGUCACCGUGAAGGAACUCUACAAGGGGCUGAACCCGGCCACCCUGUCUGGAUGUAUCGACAUCAUCGUUGUCCGCCAGCCCAACGGGAGCCUGCAGUGCUCCCCUUUCCACGUGCGCUUUGGGAAGAUGGGGGUCCUGCGUUCCCGAGAGAAAGUGGUUGACAUAGAAAUCAACGGGGAAUCCGUGGAUUUGCACAUGAAAUUGGGAGAUAAUGGAGAAGCAUUUUUUGUUCAAGAGACUGAUAAUGAUCAGGAAGUGAUCCCCAUGUACCUGGCCACCUCCCCUAUCCUGUCAGAGGGAGGGUCGCGCAUGGAGUGUCAGCUGAAAAGGAGCUCUGUAGACAGGAUCAGAAACCUGGACCCCAGCGCAUCAGCCCAGGCCUUACCUCCCAGUGAGGCCCCUUUGAGCGGCUCUUUAGUGAAGAAGAGAAGGAAAAGGAGGAGAAAGUCCCAGCUUGACACCCUGAAAAGAGACGACAACAUGAACACCUCUGAGGAUGAGGACAUGUUUCCCAUAGAGAUGAGCUCGGACGACCAGGCCGACCCGCUGGACGGCAGUAGAACUCUUCCUAACGAUAUACCUGCAUUCCAAGAUGUUUCUAAAGAAAGCCCUUCCCCCAUCAUGACUUACCCUCAGUCAGCAUCGUACCCUAAUUCUGAUAGAGAGUGGUCACCCAGCGCCAGUAGCCCGAUAGAUUGCCAAAGGACUGCCCCCCGCUUGGUGGUUGCGGCCGAGGGAGGCCUUUCUAGCUCUUGCCCUCCACAGUCUUCCCACUUCCAUGCUUCGGAAAGUCCUUCAGGUUCUCGACCUUCAACACCUAAAAGCGAUUCAGAAUUGGUCAGUAAGGCCACCGAUAGGACGAUGCAGAAGAAUAACCUAGAAAUGCUUUGGCUUUGGGGAGAAUUGCCACAGGCAGCAAAGUCCUCUCCACACAAGAUGAAAGACUGCAGCCCGUUAAACAGUAGAAAAAUCUGUGAAAAGAUGCACUUUCAGACCAUCCAGAGUGAGUCUUCAGAUGCAUUUAGUGACCAGUCGCCAACCCUGGCCAGGCCUCCCGUGCUGCCCGUUCCAGAGUCGGGCAGGCCUCCCACGGAGAUGCAGUUGGUGAACGAAGAAGAUGUCGAGGCCUUGGGGGCGGCAGCCCCGCCUUUACCUACGAUCGAAGAACCCAAAUCCCUCUCUGCCAGCGUAGCCCCGACGGCAAGCAAGACAGAUUCUCCUUCCAGGAAAAAAGACAAACGAAGCAGGCAUCUUGGUGCUGAUGGCGUCUACUUGGAUGACCUCACAGAUAUGGAUCCUGAAGUGGCUGCCCUGUAUUUUCCCAAAAACGGAGAUCCUUCUGGACUCUCCAAACACGCCAGCGACAACGGGGCCCGGUCUGCCAACCAGUCCCCGCAGUCCGUGGGCAGCUCUGGCAUCGACAGCGGCGUGGAGAGCACGUCGGACAGCCUGAGGGACCUGCCAUCCAUCGCCAUCUCCCUGUGCGGGGGCCUCAGCGACAAUCGGGAGAUAACCAAAGAUGCAUUUCUGGAACAAGCCGUGUCGUAUCAACAGUUUGUGGACAACCCGGCUCUCAUUGAUGACCCCAAUCUUGUGGUGAAGAUCGGGAAUAAGUAUUAUAACUGGACGACGGCCGCGCCUCUGCUCCUGGCAAUGCAGGCCUUCCAGAAACCCUUGCCAAAGGCUACUGUGGAAUCUAUCAUGAGGGAUAAGAUGCCCAGAAAGGGAGGAAGAUGGUGGUUUUCAUGGAGGGGAAGAAAUACCACAAUCAAAGAGGAAAGUAAGCCGGAGCAGGGCUUGGCUGGAAAGAGCCACAGCACCGGGGAGCAGCCGUCGGCGCUCAGCACGGCCACCAGAAUAAAGCAUGAAUCAUCCUCCAGUGAUGAAGAGCACGCAGCUGCCAAGCCAUCAAGUGCAAGCCACCUCCCUCUGUUGUCCAAUGUCAGCUACAGGAAGACCCUCCGGCUCACUUCAGAGCAACUGAAAAGCUUGAAGUUGAAGAAUGGCCCCAACGACGUGGUGUUCAGCGUGACUACACAGUACCAAGGCACAUGUCGCUGCGAAGGCACCAUCUAUCUGUGGAACUGGGACGACAAAGUCAUCAUCUCAGACAUCGAUGGGACCAUCACCAGAUCAGAUACUCUUGGCCACAUUCUGCCCACCCUGGGCAAGGAUUGGACCCACCAGGGCAUCGCUAAGCUGUACCAUAAAGUGAGCCAAAAUGGCUAUAAAUUUCUCUACUGUUCUGCGCGGGCCAUCGGGAUGGCCGACAUGACGAGGGGCUACCUGCACUGGGUCAACGAGAGGGGCACGGUGCUGCCUCAGGGGCCCCUGCUCCUGAGCCCAAGCAGUCUCUUUUCGGCCUUGCACAGAGAAGUGAUUGAGAAGAAGCCGGAGAAGUUUAAAGUCCAGUGUUUGACAGACAUCAAAAACCUGUUUUUUCCAAACACAGAGCCCUUUUAUGCUGCUUUUGGAAACCGACCGGCUGAUGUGUAUUCAUAUAAGCAAGUAGGAGUGUCUUUGAACAGAAUAUUUACUGUCAAUCCCAAAGGAGAGCUUGUACAGGAACAUGCAAAGACCAACAUCUCCUCCUACGUGAGACUCUGCGAAGUGGUUGACCACGUUUUCCCAUUGCUGAAAAGAAGCCAUUCUUCAGACUUCCCCUGCUCAGAUACCUUCAGUAAUUUCACCUUUUGGAGAGAGCCACUGCCACCUUUUGAAAACCAGGAUGUUCAUUCUUCCUCAGCAUAAAAUGUUGCAAGCAACCUCCUGACAUCAUGUGAAGACCAGCACCCCCGAUUAAAGGCCAGGUUUUGGGAGCCACGGAGCAGGAGCUCGGGAGCCUGAUUGAUGUGCGGUCAUUUGCUUAACGACUGAGCCACCCAGGUGCCCUAACGGUCAUUUGCUUAAGAGCAGAGAAAUCUGAGGGGACUUUCUCUCACUUCCCCGUGGCCCCCAGGGGUGGACAUUUCUUAGUGAAAUACGAAGCGUGUACUUUAUAGACGAGGCGUUGGGUGCACUCAGAGCGGGAAGGCAUCCCUUGGUGGUGGCUUCGAGCCAGUUGCCACGCUGCCCUGCCCCGUCCACUCUUGCGGUCCUUUACCGGUUCCUGGGCAGAGGUGGCCGCCAGGGGGUCCCCGCCGAUGACCGUUCGGUUGAGGCACGCCAGAUGCACGGGACUUUGGUAGAGGAGGGGCCCAUUUCCAUCCGUGGCGGCGUGUGCUGAGGGGCCCGAGACGUGCCUCUGCGGGGUCUCCACCCUCACUGUGCUGGCUCGGCCCGGGGUGUCUCCCUGUAGUAUUCGCCGACAGGGCUGAUGGUGAGGCCAUAAAUUCUUUAAUUCCUUUGAUUAAAGAUAACCUAGAUAGUUGGUAUAUUUCCCCCCAUUUUUGUGGCCCAAGGCUGGAAUAUCUAUGCCUUAAUGCAUCUGUGGCAGGCCUUUUAUUUAGAAUGUGCUUUGUCCAGCUCUCUGUAACUUUGCAAUGCCUUAAAUUCAGAUUAUAGUAAGCAUUCCUAGGGCAGCAUUGGAAUGAGCUCCACACUCUGCCAGCCCCCUUCUCCAGCCGCGUGGUGCUGUAAACGUGGGUUCGAACAGAGCUCACGCCAUGUGGUGGUGAUGUCGAUUUCUCUUGGGAGCUCUCGAAAGAAACUAGGUGGUUUUACGAAAAUCGCUUCAAGAUGUUAUGUUCUUUGUAGAUACUCUUAUUUAUUACUUUACUCUGAUUGGGUUAUUGUUAUGAGCAUUUUAGCCAUAGUCUUUCUAUUAUAACUGUCAUGAAUACAUUAAAACGAUAGAGAUGUUAGACUAUCCAAAGAGCCUUAUUCUGUAUAUCUCAUAACACUGACCUUCUUUCGGAGCUUAUGGGUAAUACUUUUUAUUUUCCUUCGCUUUUCCUGCUCGAGUUAAGGGCAAGUGGAUAAGUAAUAAUUCGAGUGACAUUCUUUACGUUGGCAGAAGAUGAUUCCUUUCCUUGUUUAUAAAAUUGGCUUCUGGAGAGAAUAAUUUGAAAAGUGAAAGAACUAUUUUGGUAAAAGAUUUUGCUUUACUUUUUGAAGUAUUAUUUUUUUAAAGAGUGUUUUACUCCAAUGAUUGCAAAUCCUUUCCUAUUUAAAUCGCCUUGUUAGAGUCAGAACCUGCAACAGUUGAAUGAAAUUUUACUCUUUCUGUGAAAGAAAAUCCAGAGGUGUUGCCUUCCUUGCAGCUGCUGGGCUCCGUUAGUGAGGGGUGCCUUCACGGAACUGUCUGCCUGGCGCGACGGAGAAAGGCAAACAUACGUGUGUUGUCGGUCACAGACUUGCCUAGAAUCGGAACGUGCAUGCACAGAUUCCCUUUUGGAGGCAUUAAAAAUAAUUAAAAAUAGUUCUGCCUUAACUACUCUGGGCUUAUUCAUUAGUGACUUUUAGAGGCUGCAUUAAUUCUGUCAUGAGGGUAUUUCGGGGUGAACUUGAAGUGUUGUGAACUAAGCAUAAGGUCACAUGCCUGCAGAGGCUGACACAGUUUGUCCCCUGCACUGGGGAGGAUCCGGCUUUGAGGAGGGGUGGUGUGUCCCACGUCGUGCCAUCCUGCCUACCCUUCAUCAGGACGACCAGCGGCAGUCACUCUCCACGUGGACGUCGGAGAGCUUGCAGCCCUGCAUUCCUAGUUUUGACAUACCUUACACCUCCGCACCGCUGCACUCCGAAACAGAGCAUGCCCUCCAGGAGGUGACACGCUCAGAUGUGUGUCCCCUCCAGCGUGUGACCCCUGGAGGGGCUGUAACAUUCACACCUGCCUUGUGGUUUCCGAAAAUGAGAUUUGUACGUGGCUGCACUCAUGCAUCUAUCAGCUGGUUUUUCUGUAUUUACACACUUACUACCCAGUAACCCUGUGGUCAUGCUGCGUCUGGACCAAACAUUUCACAGUUGCCCUGUGGAGAUGAGUCCCUCCACAUGGCAUCAUCAGAUGAUCAUCCCGUGUGACGAGGGGAAACACACAUACCUGGUACAUGGACAAAUGAUUACACCUUCACAGGGAAACUCCCUUUUCACUUCUAGGUUGAGAUCACCGCUUUCAAUAUAUUUAAUUUACGACACUUGGUCUGUAUUUGUGUAUGCUGGCACGAUGAUCCCAAUCACUGUAAGCCCUACGGUGUCGUGCUGGCUGCAGAGCUAGAAAACAUUGUAAUAAAGGAGAUGGAUGAGCCAUUUCUCUGGAAAUCAGGCGUGUGAAUUUUAAAGUUUUUUGGUAAGUUAUUAAGUUUCUUUCUGGUGUGUGAUAUCAAACAUUUUUAUUCUCUACUCAAAAAAUCCUUAAGGCUAUGAACUGUUUAUUAUUUGGAAUAAAAGAGCCAGUCUUUUC